This is a messenger RNA of Salmo salar (Atlantic salmon), 2699 nucleotides long. RefSeq lists its product as uncharacterized. NCBI's taxonomy places the organism in Eukaryota, Metazoa, Chordata, Actinopteri, Salmoniformes, Salmonidae. Gene Ontology annotation, biological process: protein phosphorylation. The record is from RefSeq and is a predicted model, not a curated record. Gene Ontology annotation, molecular function: metal ion binding; transforming growth factor beta receptor activity, type II; ATP binding. Gene Ontology annotation, cellular component: membrane.
AUUGUCCUGCCCUUUCUGAAGAUUUCCUGUUUCAUGAAAAGUGCAUACAUACUGUCUGACUCAUAUACGGCAAGUUCUGCCUGCACUAUUUACUUUUCUAACCGGAGGCUGUUUGAGAGACGCAUGAGAGCAACAGGCAGACCGAAGAAAACCCGAAGAACGUCUCGAAUUAAAGUCUGGAUAUUUCCUAUUAUCAAGGCUUCAGUAAAAGAAGACUACUUUAUAGUCCGUUUCUAAAUGGAGCAACUUCGUUUUUCCGCUUUCUGGUGUGGAACGAUAAUGUUUGGUAGUAUUCUGUUAGAACAGAAAAUGGCCUCAUCAAUGACUAUGCUGAAGCUGAAGCGUCUGUGUAAGUUCUGUGAAGUUGAGUCUACCAGCUGUACGGGCACAGGGAGCUGUAUGACCAACUGUAGCAUCACAUCCAUCUGCCCCCAUCCAGAGGACGUGUGUGUCAGCAUUUGGAGGAAGAAAGACGACAAUGUCACCAUAGACACGAGAUGCCACAACCCAGCCCAUAAGCUGCAUGGUCUGGUGUUGGAGGACUAUAACAACAGCAAGUGUGAGAUGAGGGAGAGGAAUGACAUGGGCUCCCAGUUCUUCAUCUGCUCCUGCUCCGAGGAGGAGUGCAACGACCACCUUUUCUUCCCCCCCUUGGCCUCAUCAAUGACUAUGCUGAAGCUGAAGCGUCUGUGUAAGUUCUGUGAAGUUGAGUCUACCAGCUGUACGGGCACAGGGAGCUGUAUGACCGACUGUAGCAUCACAUCCAUCUGCCCCCAUCCAGAGGACGUGUGUGUCAGCAUUUGGAGGAAGAAAGACGACAAUGUCACCAUAGACACGAGAUGCCACAACCCAGCCCAUAAGCUGCAUGGUCUGGUGUUGGAGGACUAUAACAAUAGCAAGUGUGAGAUGAGGGAGAGGAAUGACAUGGGCUCCCAGUUCUCCAUCUGCUCCUGCUCCGAGGAGGAGUGCAACGACCACCUUUUCUUCCCCCCCCUGUGAGUCCCUAUGUAGUGCAAUGUCACCUGUUAUGUCAUCCUCAAGGUUGCCUUUUGGAGGCAUUAUGAUUGGUCAUGCGAGUGCAACAACCGUGUCUUCUUCACCUUCAUGGGGCGGCAGGUAGCCUAGUGGUUAGAGCGUUGGACCAGUAACCGAAAGGUUUCUAGAUCGAAUCCCCGAGCUGACAAGGUACAAAUCUGUCAUUCUGCCCCUGAACAAGGCAGAUAACCCACUGUUCCUAGGCUGUCAUUGUAAAUAAGAAUUUGUUAUUAACUUACUUGCCUUGUUAAAAAAAUAAAACCUUCUCUAAGUCCCUAUGUGAUGCUGUCAUGGCUGAUUGUGUUUUGUAGGCUAGCUAUUACAAUUGAUCAUAUAGUUUACCAACACUUUUGACGUAACUCACACAUGUUCUUCUACCAUAUGUUGUAAUGAACGCUUAUGCAAUUCCUUAUUAGGUUGUCAUGUAAAGUGUCACACAUGAAUGCUAACAUUUGUUUACUGUUGUACACCCUCCAAAUAUAUAUAAAGGUAAUAUAUAUAUAUAUAUAUAUAUAUAUAUAUUACCUUUAUUUAACUUGGCAAGUCAGUUAAAAACAAAUUCUUAUUUUCAAUGACAGCCUAGGAACAGUGGGUUAACUGCCUUGUUCAGGGGCAGAACGACAGAUGUUUACCUUGUCAGCUCGGGGAUUCGAUCUUGCAAUCUAUGGGUACAAGAUUGCAAACAGGUUUUACAUCGCAGAGGCAUUUUGGCUGUAGUGUUUCGUUAUAAUCUUGGUCCUAGAAUCAAAUGUAUUUUCUUAGUCCAAGUAAAGUAACACAGGAUGGUCAAAAUGCUUCUUGACUGUGUCAUAAAGUGUAUUUUCUUAGUCUAAGUAAAGUGACAAAGGAUGGUCAUAAUGCUUCAUGACAGUGUCAUAAAGUGUAUUUUCUACAUGUUAUUUAAAACAUGAUUAAAAAAACAUGACUGGCAGUGAAAAAACUAAUUUCAAUAAAUGUCAUAACCAGCCAUAUAAUAACUCAAUAUAUGUCACAACAGGUGUAAAUAUAUGGGUCAUGACAGUGUAAUGACCAUAUGACAGGUUAUGACAAGUUAUGUCAUCUGUUAUGACAUAUUAUAGCAUGGUUCUGACCAUGUCAUAACGUGUUAUGACACUGGGUGUCAAGUAAGGUGUUACCCAUAUUGUUAUCUGUUGUUAUAUUUGCAUAGCUUAAUCACAUAUGCAUUUUGCUUUCUACCGAUGUUUAAUAAUUGUAUAUUCAUAUUGCAAUUUAUUCAUAUUAUAGGAUUUGAUAACCUAAUUAUGUAUUCAUGUAAUAUCAUUAUUAUUAUUAUUUACUAUUUCUCUGUCGCCCUACAGAAAAAAAACAUAUAUACAAUGUUACCCACUGGCUGGCCAGUCCUUAACCAAUCAAGACGAGAAUCACAGACUAAUGUCAACUCUACUGUCAAUCAUAUCAACUGUACUGUGAUUCCAUCUGAACAACUUAGCAUGCCAUGUACCAUCAUCUGAAUAUAAAGACUCAGGUCAGAUGCAUUCGCAUGAUGGAUGACUGGUGGAUUGCGUUGAGCCGUGAAGUGAAAUUUUGUUGAAGUUUGCUAACAUUGGCAGUCAUUGUAUUGUUUUUCCAUGAAUGUGAAAUAUAAUGCCAUAUUUCCAUUAAUUUGGAAGACUACUAAUAUAAUAAAUACCUUACAGAUCUUC